AUGGAAAGAGGAUCUAAAUGUAUGAUUUUCUUUGCUUUCUUACAUUUCGCUAUUAGAAAUAGCUUAUAUUCUAAUAUUAUGUUAAAACCAAAGCAAGUUAUUUGUUUGGAAAAAUUGUUUUUUGGCUCGGAUGUACUGGCGGUUCUUCCAACAGGUUAUGGGAAAUCGUUAAUAUAUCAGAUUCUACCGUUGCUGUUGUACUGCAAAGAAUGGUUAGAAGGAAUCCAGAUUCAACGUUCCAUUAAUGAAUGCGACUUAACGUCUGUCGUUAUUGUUAUUUCCCCUCUAAAUUCGCUCAUUAACGACCAAAUUCGGAAGAUACUUACGACAGGCCUUCGAGUGUCCAUAUUAAAUGUCAACAGAACUUGUGAUGAUAUUACAAGUGAUUCUAGCGGCGACGAAGUUCUCUGCGACGUAGUUGAACUUGACAAAAAGGAAAGACUGCUUGCUGGUUAUUAUAACAUUUUAUUUGCACAUCCUGAAUCACUGUUAUCUAGCAGAUUUGGACGAAGUCUUGUCAAUAGUGUGGUCUAUCAAAAAAAUGUUUGUGCUCUUGUCAUUGAUGAAGCACACUGCAUCAUAGAAUGGUAUGUAUAUAAAUAUGUGUAUGUAUAUAAAUUAUGA
Messenger RNA from Paramuricea clavata, 624 nucleotides. The record is from the annotation of a GenBank genome assembly. NCBI's taxonomy places the organism in Eukaryota, Metazoa, Cnidaria, Anthozoa, Malacalcyonacea, Plexauridae.